UCUGUGCCUGCUUGUGAUCUCUCUGUCAAAUUAAAAAAGAAAAAAAAAUCUUAAAAAAAAAAAAUACAGACUCCAAUUCAUCGGCAACUCACUUCCGAGGCGACUCCCUGAAGAUGUGCAAUUACUCUGUGUUUUGGAGCUGCUUCGGAAGCGGUUGCCCAGGUCCGCUCAUCGUGACUUUGACAAUUUGGGGGUACACCUUGCGAGAGGCCUAGUUUUGUCAGAAGGCUUCCCUCCCGACGCCCCCUCCCUUCCACUCGAAGACAGUCACCCGUGCCGGCGGUGGCCAGGACAUGGGGUCACCAGUCCUACGUUUUGUCUUCGUGAAGGUGAUUCUUCGGAGGAGACAGUCUCUGAAUCCCAGUGGGGAGCGAAAAACAACACAAAAGCCAAACCCACCGACGUGGGCUCUGCCUGCUGCCCGGAGGGUACGCCUUCCCGCGGCGCCAGCCGCCCCGCCCUCCGUCGCCGGCUGGAAUGAAAUAAAGACGCCCCUGCUGUCGCUAACCCCGACACAGGCUUCAGCCGCCCCGGCCAGCGGCCUCCCCUCUGCCAUCAGCUGCCCUUGGAGUCUCCGCCCUGAGACUCGUAGGCGGUCCCCGGGGAAACCGCCCGCGCGCACGGCGCGCUCCCGGCCAGCACCUCGCGGCCACGGCCGCGGUCUCCUCCGCAGCUAUUGUGAAUAAUGCUGCUAUGAGCAUAGGUGUACAAAAUUGAAUCCACGUUCUCAAUUCUUUCAGAUUCUGCUUAGUAAUGAAGAAAGCUACUGUGAAGUAACCCUUGAAAUACCACUAGGAAACUUCUGCAAGGAUAGGCUUUGGGAGAAGGAAGAAAGGAAUGCUAAAGUUUGCUAAGCCUCUCAGCAUCAUUUUAACAAGUGCUUGCUGCAAAAUGGAAGGGCCCUGGGUUUGUUGUUAAUGGAGUUCCUGUCCUUAUAACACUAUUUCAGUUUUGUCACCUUUCAUGAUCCUUUGAUCUUCUGAGUUUUGAAAGGACUUUAAAAAAAAUUAGAUUAACCAUCCAACCAAGAAGUACUAUGCCUGGACUGCUUUGUGCUAAGGCCAUCAGCUGUCUGUCAAAUAUGGGGAUGCACUAUCUAGAAGAGAUACAAAGUCAUCAUUUGGAACUGGUUUAUGUUUGGUUCUGAUAUAAAUACCAGACUCUGCCUUUUGUGCCCUGUCUAGAAAAAACUAUACCCUGAAGGUAUGGGAAGAGAGAAGGUGGGUAGAAAGGACAGACAGGUGUUCGUGAUUGCAGAUAACACUGUACUGCCUUCCUAUGACAAUCGCUAUGCUAUGUAUUGACAUGUCUUUAAUCAUGUCUCAGUGUAGAUAAUACACUGGUCUUAUGGGAUCUGUUUUGUGUUUCAUAUAAUCUUCCAUUUUUCUGCCCAGAUGCAUAGUAUACACACUCAAGGCUAGAAAGCCAGAAAAUGAGCUUUUUGCUCCAUUAUUCUAAUUUAGUCACUACCACAAUUUUAUUAAUCAGCCACAUAAUGAUGCACAAAUGCCUUAAUUAUAGUUUGCUUUGUUUCAUUCUAUGCCAAUUUGGUGUGGCCUCAGUAAUAUCAAGGGCUCACAGCUUCAUUAUGCCCUGAAAACUGAAUUAUUUUUUUCACCUUCGACCACUCAAUAAAACCAAAAAUCCUCUUUUCCCAUCAAGAGUUUUCAGCAAAAUCUGAACUCAAUCAUCUAAUUCAAAUUGUAACUUACAAUGGGGAGUUUGCAUUCUUUCAUUACCUGGGAGCUAUCUGCAGAAAGAGGAAAUAAAAAUCACCUGUUAAUGUCCCUGCAGAUCUAAUGUCACUGCAUCCCAAGAUCUAUCAGUAUUUGCUCACUCCCUUCAAAGAAAGCCCUGAGAGUGAUGUCACUGAGACAGCGACAUAGGUCAUUCCUGACUUAGCUCCCCCUCCCAAGAACCAACACCUAUUUAAGAACAAAGACACCUCUGAGGGAAUCCUAGAACAUGGGGCUGAGGCUGAGAUACACCCUGCACCACAGAGACCAAGACAGACUGUAUUAAAAGGGUAAGAGAAGUGACUAAAUAAAUGUACACUACAUUGCUCCUCCCAUAGGACAACACAGUACUACAGAGAGGUUUCCCCAGAGCGACUACUUUCUCCAGUGGGAAAGGAGAACUAGAGAUACAACUAGCUUCCCCCUGCAUGGUGGGUCACUUUUGGGGAGCUCCUACUCCAAUCCCAAGCCCUGGAGAUUGCAGGGAAAUCUGUGGGGCCAACCUGUUGGGCAUCUGACUGUGAUAGAGCAGGCAGGAAGGAGUUUGCAGUGAACAUCAUAUGGAUCUUUGGAAACUGAGUUCAUACCUGCAGUGCCCAAGCAGCAAUCCCAAGCAGCAGCUUUGCUCAUCUGCAGAACCAAGUGAGGAGAAGACUCUGACUAGGGAACUCAGUGGGAUGCAGAUAUGCAUGAUUCAGAUCCUCAAACAUUGAAUCUUGCCUAGUGUUUGCCCACACUCAGGUAAGGGACUGAGUCACAAACCCACCCACUGUUAAGAGUCCCUGCUAGGGGCAUCUGGGUGGCUCAGUUAGUUAAGUGUCUGACUCUUAAUU
Molecule: messenger RNA, 2569 nt
Organism: Mustela erminea (ermine)
Lineage: Eukaryota; Metazoa; Chordata; Mammalia; Carnivora; Mustelidae
Product: translation initiation factor IF-2-like
Exons: 3
Coding region: 294-686 (130 amino acids)
Source: RefSeq, a predicted model, not a curated record